This is a messenger RNA of Magallana angulata, 1227 nucleotides long. Its product is annotated as gem-associated protein 8-like. NCBI's taxonomy places the organism in Eukaryota, Metazoa, Mollusca, Bivalvia, Ostreida, Ostreidae. The record is from RefSeq and is a predicted model, not a curated record. Gene Ontology annotation, biological process: spliceosomal snRNP assembly. The transcript has 4 exons. The coding region runs from base 157 to 1191 and encodes 344 amino acids. Gene Ontology annotation, cellular component: SMN complex.
UCGAAGAGAGAUCGAGGAUUUUCGAACUAUCGUUUAAAGAACGUUUUCGCAGUUAAUAAAAUGUCGCGAGAAUGUUUACAUAAAUAACAAUUUGAAAAAAGGAUAUCGAGCCCAUAUCUGUGGUAUCGUAUUUUUAUCACCAGCAAAGUUGUCAGGAUGGAAGCCUCAGAUUGCCCAAUAACCAAUGGGGAUCCUAAAAGUGAACUGAUAAUCAUUGAGAGUAAAACUUUGUUAGUGGAACAGGAGGAAAUUCUGUCCAGUGAACUAACCAGCUCUGACUGUGACACGCCCCCGUCAGAACUGAACAACACCCUCACCAGUUUGACCCCUGACCCAGACCUAAGCAAUACUGACCUUGAUUAUAGAGCAGGGGUCAAGGACAGUGAGGAUCCUUCAUGCAGCUCCUGCCUUGAGUCCAGUAGUUGUUUCACUGAUGAAAGCAUCGACGAAGCCUCUCCUCAAAAACGCAGCAAAAAAUUCUCAGGGUUUUCUUCACAACACUGGCACAUGAGCCGAUGCUUUGACAGGUAUUGGAAGCAUUACUACCAGAGUAUGGCUUGGUGCCAAAGACACUUCUACAUAAUGAGGUCCAUGUCAAACUUUAUGAACUUCACAGGUCACUUUCAAAGUAUGAACUCUUCAAGAUGUACAACACCUAGUGUGGGACGAGGGCAGCAAUUCAGAUUCAGUCCAAGUCAGGGCAGAGGAAGGGGGAGGUCUAGAGGAGGAGUGAGGAGGGGGGCGUGUCAGAAGAAUCCUGGAGCUGGAAGACAAAAAGGUCAAAGUCGGGCCAGCAGAGUGGUAGAUCCGGAUUCUUAUGGAGGGGCAGAUUCGGAUGACAGCGAGGUGUAUGAGAUGGAACUGACUGAGGAAAUGGUUCAGUUCUUUGCUCACUCAGAGGAACAUCGAAAACAAAGAGAUGCAUCUAAAGAAAUCAUUGGUGAAGAUGGAAGAGUGCAGAAAAGGAUUCAGAUUGAGGAAGCAAAGGCCAAUAAGAAAGCCCCAACUGUAGAGGCACCCUCAGAGAGACCUGGGGUCAGACGCACUGCAGAGAUGACAAAGCUGUACGGGAAAGGGGCUGCAAUGAUUCAUGGGAUGGAAACGGCAGUUCAGAUGUCAUAUGACCGCACAAUGGACAUACGUCAACCAAAAUUCUGGCCAAAUAUGCCCCUUAAAAUUAUGUUUUCCUAAUUAUUAUUUCUAGUAAAAACAUAUAGGAAUACUUAA